AUGUCUGCUUCCAACGGUACGUUUGCCAACCGCUUCCUCAUCUGGGGCGGCAAGGGCUGGGUGGCUGGCCACCUCAAGGAGCUCCUCGAGAAGCAGGGCAAGGAGGUUUCCAGCACCACUGUCCGCAUGGAAGAUGUCGCCGGUGUCGCCAAGGUGCUCGACGAGAUCAAGCCCACACACGUCCUCAACGCCGCUGGCUGCACUGGCCGACCCAACGUUGACUGGUGCGAGGACAACAAGGAGCAGACGGUUCGCUCCAACGUCAUUGGCACUCUGACGCUGGCCGAUCAGUGCGCCCAGCGAGGUAUUCACUGCACCAUCUUUGCGACCGGAUGCAUCUACCAGUAUGACGAGAAGCACCCCAUGGGCGGUGCUGGCUUCAAGGAGGAGGAUGCUCCCAACUUUGUCGGCAGCUUCUACUCCAUGACCAAGGGCCACGUUGAGCCUAUCCUGGCCAGCUACAACAAUGUCCUCAUCCUCCGUCUUCGCAUGCCUGUGAGCGACGAUCUUCACCCCCGAAAUUUUGUCACCAAGAUCUCCAAGUACGACCGCGUCGUCGACAUUCCCAACAGCAACACCAUCCUCCACGACCUCCUCCCCGGCUCCAUUCUCCUCGCUGAGCACAACAACACCGGAGUCUACAACUUCACCAACCCCGGCGCCAUCUCCCACAACGAGGUGCUCGCCCUGUUCAAGGAGAUUGUCCGCCCCAACUACACCUGGAAGAACUUUAGCCUCGAGGAGCAGUCCAAGGUCAUCAAGGCUGGUCGCAGCAACUGCAAGCUCGACACAGACAAGCUGAUCAGCAAGCUCAAGGAGUACAACUACGAGGUUCCCGAGGUCCACGAUGCCUACAGGCAGUGCUUUGAGCGUAUGAAGGCUGCUGGCGUUCAAUAG
Messenger RNA from Fusarium keratoplasticum, 897 nucleotides. Its product is annotated as RmlD-sub-bind domain-containing protein. The record is from RefSeq and is a predicted model, not a curated record. Gene Ontology annotation, molecular function: methionine adenosyltransferase regulator activity. Gene Ontology annotation, biological process: S-adenosylmethionine biosynthetic process. Bases 1 to 897 code for a protein of 298 amino acids. NCBI's taxonomy places the organism in Eukaryota, Fungi, Ascomycota, Sordariomycetes, Hypocreales, Nectriaceae. Gene Ontology annotation, cellular component: methionine adenosyltransferase complex. The transcript is spliced from 2 exons.